This is a messenger RNA of Xyrichtys novacula (pearly razorfish), 6535 nucleotides long. The record is from the annotation of a GenBank genome assembly. Lineage: Eukaryota; Metazoa; Chordata; Actinopteri; Labriformes; Labridae.
UUGAUCAGCAGCUACUUAAACUCAGGUGUGUGCUGCCCUCUGAAUCACGCUGUGUGUUACGCUGUGUCCCAACGAGGUAAAGUGACUUAGUUUCUACCACAACAGACCGGUUAGUGUGAAACAUUUGAAGCAGUAUUUCUAGCUGUUAGCAGCAGUUAAUGAGGUUUUAUUUUGAUGAAAUUCCUCUUUAGUGGCUCAGUUUGUUGAAUGUUUGACUCCUUCUUCAUCUCAUUGGAUUAGGCUUCAUGUGAGUGAUUUUACUCCCAGUAUUUGAUGAAAGUUUUAAACUGUUUCAGUUUGGGAGUCUGAAUCAGUUCUUCACUUCAAGUUCAGAGUAAGGUAGUAAAAAUGGAUGACUGAGUAAAAGGACACAGUUGGAUUGAUCAAAGGUGAAUAAACCAUCAAAGAAGAGUGUGUGAAGGUUUCAGCCUCUUUAGAUUCAAAUCUUUUACAGUCAUUCAACAUUUCAGGCUGAACAAAAUCUAAUUUAGAGUCUCAGUUUCCAGCUGUAGAUAACAGACUGCUGAAAUAUAUUGAACAAAGUGGUCUGACUGAAGUGUUAAUAGUGCUAAACUGAAGAAAGUAAAAAGGGUUGAAAAAGGGAUGGAGUGAAUAAAAAGGUGUGCUGCAGAGAAGAGUGUUGCAGGUACUAAAUAAAAGGUGAAAAAGGAGUGUCAAUAAUCUGGUCAUUGAAUGAAUUUAGUCUGAUAGUUUCGAUCAGACUUGUGUUAGUGUGACUGUGGGCAGAGUUGGACCUUUUUCCCACUGUGUCAGAAUCUGUGCUGCUCUGGUUUACUGACCAUCUGAACCUCAGUGUGGAGGCUGAACCCUUUCAUCUCUGUGUAGACUGAAUAUGGCGGCAGCGGCAGCAGCUUUUAACAGACCUCCACCAGCUCAUCCAGGACCAAACACCGAGAACCUCUCCUCCUCCUACUACAACAGCAGCCGGGCAGAAAACUCUGGACAGCAGGAUCCAGGUCAGCAAGGCACCAGCCGGGAUGUUGGACCCCACAUGUCUGCCCGUCCCGUCCUGUACGUCCCUGUUCCACCUCCACACCCUUUCCUCCACUACCAGUGGCCCAUGCCCUUCUCCUAUAACCCCUUUACUGGCUUUCCAGGCAUGGGUAAGUCUGUGUUUUGACAUGUUCAAGUGAUGGUUUGAUUCAGGUGGUAGAAAACUGAAUUUUCUACCUCCUAUCUUGAGUCAAGUUCAAAUGACCAAUACUGUCCGCACUCUGAUCAUCAGAUAUCAGUCAAAUCCAGCGGUCCUGAGACAUGGAACAGGCCAAACUGUGUUCUGAUUCUGUCUUUAUAUUCAUGUCAGUUCAGCUGUAGUCUAGAAACAGCUCAAUGGAACUUUUUUUCCUUCAAAUCUAAUAAUUUUUGAUCUCUGCUAACAUCCUUUAGUUCAGCGUAGUGUUGACUUGUGUAGAGUGUGGAGCUGUAGUAUUGAGUUGGAGCAGCUUGUCCAGGUGUUCAUAAUGUUCUGGUAGCUCAGUGUAUGUAUCCCAGAACAUCACACAUCACUACUGUUUGACUAUACACAGACAUAAAGCCAGAUGCAGUCCUCAGUCUAUCUUCAUAGAGUUCAGGUCUAGAGCUGGUACCAGUGUUGUUCUAGAUCAUGUUUCCAAUGAGUUUCUUGUUUCCAAGGUUGAACCUGUUUUAUCCUGUAUUUGUGAAGGCAGUGAUGGGCUGUUUUAUUGAGGAGCCCAUGCAGUGAUUCUCACUCCAGAGUCAUGUCUGUUUUGAUGCAGUGCUGCCUGAGACUCGAAGACCAGAGCCAUCCAGUGGUGGUUCUUAGUCUUGUUUCUUUCAAUGAUAUCAUGGACUGUAGAUGAUGAAACCCUCAUGAAUUCUCAUUUUGAUUCUUUGUCAUUGAAUGCCGGCAAACAUGCUUGUAUUGGACUAUUUGCUCUGGCAGUCUUUCCACACAGGGUGGUGAAUCUCUGAGACUGACCCUGUGUGAGUCUUUUGUGUGUGAACUCUUCAGAGGAUCCUCAGAAUCACCAAAUACAUUCAAGCACAGUGGUUCUCAAGUCCAGUCCUCGAGGCCCACUGUCCUGCAUGUUUUGGAUGUUUCCCUGCUCCAACACACCUGAUUCAAAUGAUCAGCUCGUUAUCAAGCUCUGUAAUGGCUUACUAACGAGCUGAUCAUUUGAAUCAGGUGUGUUGGAGCAGGGAAACAUCCAAAACAUGCAGGACAGUGGGCCUUGAGGACUGGACUUGAGAACCCCUGUUCUAGCAGAAUGAAAAUGUUCAUCCUCAACCUUGAUUUCUCUUCAUUUCAACAAUAUAUUUAUUUUUAUCCACCAGGCUACGGUAUGGUGAUGCCCCCCAUCCCCCCUCCUCUCCCCUUCAUGGAGGCUCCAGCCUACGUUUUGCCUCAUCCUCACAUCCAGCCGCUGGACGCUAGACGCUUUCCCUACCCCUCAGUCCCUGUUUCUGCUGCACCCUAUCGGUACUCAAACCAGACUCGCAGAGUCCGUCCUCCUCAUGCUUCUCCUGUUAGAGAAACCACGAACUCUGGGGUCCAGACAGACCCCAGACAGAGAAGCUCAGGGGCUUAUGGUGAGGUCAGCCCACUCAUCAGCUCAGACUCUGGGUGUGGAAACACCUCAAACAACGUGUCCCCCUUCAGCUCCCACAAACAAGACCAGGCAGAGGCUGAAACCCUUACAGAGGAUUUCCAGGUUAACAAGAACUGUUCAAGGACCAUCGUCAAUCAGGGAUUCAACAAUCUUCAUCAUCCUGCAGGAACAGAGAUGGUCCAGUCCUGCUCCAGAAAAACGGCAGAAACCCAGAACAAGGCUGUUCAGGAGAAGGUAGCUCCCUGCAGACAUGGCCCCCGCAGCAUGUGGUCAGUGGACUCUCCUGGUGAGGUGGUUCCUGUGUGCAGCUCCUCUCAACAAGAGGAUCCAACCAUUCCAGAGAGACGUGUCUCCGUUCCCGACAUCCUCUUAAGCUGGAGGGGUGGCACACCGCAGGGACUCAUGCUGAAGACGUCUGACAAAGUGCUUCCCAUGAAUGACCAGCAGCUGCUGUCUGAUGAAGCCCGAGUAGAGAAAGAUGAGUCGGUUCAGCAGAGUCCAGCUGAGACCAGUCCUGUGAAGUCUGACAGAGCAGCUCUUAACAAUGAUGAAGAUGAGGGUACACAAAGUCUUCAAGACACUGACCUCCUUUUCAAGAUCCUCAGACUGCCUCUGGGUCCUCAGGACCUCCUCUCAGAGUCAGAUCUGCUGCAUUUCUGUGACAACUAUCAAGACCCCGACACAGAGACAAAUCCACAUGCAGACAGCUCGGGGAUCCCUGUCCCUCAGAUGAUGGUGGAUAGUUUUCAGAUGAAGAGAAAAAUGAACGAGUCAAUCUGGUCUGUGGAGUCUUUAGCCCCCUUCAUCCCCAAUAAAGAGGUGCCGCAGCAGAGCAGCACCUUUGAGCCUGAAGUCAUUGCUGAGAUGGUGGAGCAGGAUGAGAAUGAUGGACUUUUAACUCUGAACAAUAACUCUGUUUUUAAAGCUUGUAAAGAGAGACGGCACAGCCGCAGGAUUUCCUCCUCUGACUCAGUUCCAGUAUCAGACGGCUUGCUUGUUUUCAGUACUCCAGCUGUGAAGCAAAGUCAAUCCCAGAAGCUGAGGACAGAGAAUGAAACUGAUGUCUUUGAAACAAAAGAAUCACAGCAGGGCCAGAGCACCACUCCCUCAGCUAAAGUCCCCUCAGCUUCCUCACCUCAACUUCAGAGUAGAAUCAUUUUAUCUCCUCCUACUAGAGAGGAGGCAGAUAGAAGUUGGUCUUCUGAACCAGAGGCUGAUCGAAGCCCAAACCAGGAAUCUUCUCUUGUCGUUGAGCAAAAGGAGAAAAGUCCCUGCUCCUUUGAGCAGAGGGAAACUCUGCUCUUGAACUCUGCAGAGGAGGAGAAAAUGUCCCCUCCAUGUCAGCUGCUCCUCAAAGAUGAAGUGCACAGGAAAUCAGACGAUGGAGCCGGAGACAUCUCUGAAGUGGAUCCACCAAAAACCCAGCAUCUGAGCAUCCCAGGAACUGUCCAGAUGAUGCCUGAUGUGUCUCCAUCAAAGGGACACCUAGUGGACUGUGGCGUCCAGUGUUCAGUGAUGGAGGAUCACAAGUGUCCAUGUGAUGAGAGGAGCCGCUGUGGACCAAACAAAAGGCAUCAUUUGAAACCUUCAGGUAGUCUGCUUUUUGACUCCUCCACAUUUGACUGAAAUAAAGACAAACUUGUUCUUUUAAUAUAACCUUUUUUGGUAGAUGUGAGAAACGGCUUUAAGGGGGAGGAAUUCGGCCCGAAUGGACAGAUGCCAAAGAACCAGAGAAGAAACGGUUCAUGGAGGCACAGAGGUCAAGGUAAUGCAGCUUCUUAUAAAUGGAUGAAAGUGAAAAGACCCAAAACAAGUCCAGAUACAAACUGUUUUCAGAGCACCAAAAGGCCCAAAACAGCAAAUCUGAUUUUAAGUCUGUCUUACUGUCAACAAAGGAAAACAAGUUUCUGCCUGAGUGGAUUCAGACUUUUAUAACCAUGUAUAAAUGUUGAGUUUUCAUUGAGCUUGCUCAGUUUGGUUUAAAAUCAACUGAAUAAGCAAACUCUUAAAAAAAAAAAAAGAGGACUGAAGGGUUCCUUUUUAAUAAAUCACAGCUGACCAGGCUAGAGCUAUAGUUCCAAGUUUUCAUCUAAACAUGUUCAUCCCUGACUAAAAAACAAGAUGCACUGACUGAGAUGUCAAACUGAGGCUUUAAAGCGUUUGAUUAGAAAUGCACACUAAAACAAUCUGAGAUGUUUGAACCUGAACACUCGGGAUAAGAAGCUGACAGAGAGAAACAUCUUCUUCUGUUUGUCCACAGAGAAGCUGAACGGACAGACGGAUAAAUACAGUGGAUACUGUGGAAAAGCUGGAAGAUCCCAUGGUAAGAAUCCAAACUCCUGAGAUACUAACCUGCCUGUGGGGGAGGGUGAUCAUGUGGGCCCUGGUUUUAGCAAGGCUUUGGUGUCAAAUAGAACAGAAGGAGAUUCAAAGUGGGUAGUGUUGGCCUGGAGGUUGAAGCCUGUCUUCUACUCUCUCUGCUGCCUUGUAAUAGAUCAGUUAGGAGCAAUAACUUUAGGCACAACACGCUGUUGACCUUGUAGUAAUGAGAAAAUAAAAUGACGCUUAAAGCCACUUCUGUUGUAAGAGAUCAGACAAUCACAACCCAGAGAGCAGACAGUGAACUAUGUCUCAGCAGACUAGCAUCAGUACACAGGUUAAAGGUCCUUUCUCACUGGGAGCUUUUUUAUUUGCGCAAUUAUUUUGGACGUCAGUAUUUUUUUCGAACCCGUAUCCUGUCAAUACAAGCGUUCACAUCAGCGACGUUUUCCCGUCCUGCGAUAUUGUGGCAUUUAUUUUUAUGGAUCAUGGUCAAUUUUUCUAAAGUUUUGUAAACUGUGUGUCCACUUCUGACCAAUCAGAUUGCGUGUUGUUGCGACAUCAGAUUCACAGGUAUAUCCAACAUGGCCAACCGGCUGAUUGUUUACAUGUCAGAACAGAGUGCUUUUUGAUAAAAGACACAAAUAUUACAAAGAUAACAACCUGAAGGACAACUUGUAGAGAGUCAUAGCGUCGGAUUUCUCAAAUGACGAUGGUUUGUGUGCUUUAACAGUUUGCUAAACGUCUUUGUUUUAACUUUCAUCUGUGCUAAGUAACUUUAGCUCGAAAGCUAACCUGUUCAGAUACAACAUACCAUAUGUAUUUUCACUGUCUCAAACUCAAUCGCGUUGCUGUCACAGCACCAUUAGGUCUCGGUUGUUACCUUAUGUUUAUGGAUUAUAGUUUAAUGUAGUUUAUCUGGUACUGGCCUCGACUCAGUACAUGCUAUCAUGACAGACAGUCAUCUCAACACUAGUAUCUAAUCAGAACUGAAAAACAGUCAGUCUGCUGUUGUGUCAGUCUUCUCGCUUCCACCUGGGACACGUUUUUUUUUUUUUUUUUUUUUCCCCCAGAAAGUCGCAAAAUCGCAUUGUGCUUGAUGUGUAUAGUCAGGUGCGUCAAAAUUUGCCUCAGAAUAUUUUCUAAUUUCACAUCGCUCCCAGCGUGUAAGGACCUUAAAUUGGCAGAGGGCACUAUCUUACCAUCUGUAUGUAGUACCAGUCCAAAAAAAUGAGAAAUAUCUGAACAAAAGAAGAAUUUAGGAUUAUUAUAUGAAAAUCAGUUUAAAAGGGACUAGAGGCUUUUUUCUUUUUUUUUUCCUGGACAAAGGUUAACAUCCUCAUCAUGCUGAGGGCAGAGUCAAUGCAUUUCUCCUCUGGUUUUGUCUCUCAGAAUGGUCUAUCAGCAAAAUCCAUGUUCAAUGUAUGUAUAGUCUACAGCAUGUACUUUUAAUGUUUACUUUUUUCUUCAGGAAGGAAUCACCGGUACUAAGCCCUGACUGUGUUCUCUUCAGGACAUAACUCGUUUUUAACUCGUUUGAUAUUGAAAUGUCAUUAAAUGAAAAGUCAUAUUAUGGCUCAAUAAAUAUUUUGUAUAUCUAAUAAAACCUGUAGUUUUUCUUUCUU